CUUAGGGGCUGUUUGUUUCAGCCUCUUAAUGGUUCAGAUGUCUGAAUGGUUCAGCACUUAAUGGUUCAGACUGUUUGUUUCAGCCUCUUAAUGGUUCAGAUGUCUGAAUGGUUAAGAGAUUUGCCUCUGAAUGGUUAAGUAUUAUACAGAACCUCUGGUUCAGCACUUAACUAUUCAGAAGUUGCCAAACAGCCCCUUAAAGAACAAGCCUAACUGCUCCAACCCCCCACCUAUCAAUGGCAAUUCUUUACAGAUCGUCUUUCAUAACGCGCCGGCCAGUGAAUUUGGCACGGAGUCACCGGAGAAGCAAGCUAAUAACCAUUCAUUUGGAUGCCUUCGGAGACCAGAAUGGCUAAGCGCGAGCUAUCCAGUACUUUGAGAAACUUGAAGUUUAUGCAAAGGGCACCCAACAACAGAGAGGAGAAAGCUAAGGAGGCCGAAGACGUCUUGCCUGAUCGUAUCUUCACUUCUUCGAGUGCUCCCAAACGAUGAAAAUGGGUCGAGUGGAGAUGGACAUGA
Messenger RNA from Cuscuta campestris, 519 nucleotides. Lineage: Eukaryota; Viridiplantae; Streptophyta; Magnoliopsida; Solanales; Convolvulaceae. The record is from the annotation of a GenBank genome assembly.